AUGAAUACAAUUCUAGCUCCAGGGGGACCGUGGUCCUGGCUGAGGGCACUGCUCAGGCAAAGGUGUGAGCCCACAUCCCUGCCCCCUGGGCCACCUGCAGGACGCUGGCCCCUGCCCCUCAGCAGACGCCGGAGAGAGAUAAGUAGCAACAAAGAGCAGCCAUCAGCAGUGUUCGUGAUCCUCUUUGCUCUCACCACCAUCCUCAUCUUCUACAGUUCCAACAGUGCCAAUGAGGUCUUCCAUUAUGGCUCCCUGCAGGGCCGUAGUCACCGGCCUAUCAACCUGAAGAAGUGGAACAUCGCCAAUGGCUAUGUCCCCAUUCUUGGCAACAAGGGAAAAGUCCCAUUUGUGGUUGAGCACUGGCUGGUUCACCACGGUGAUCGUGGUGGAGUUGUCCAGCGGUCCCGCCUGCGGCGCAUGCCCUACCACUACUAUGAGCCCAAGGGGCCGGACGAGUGUGUCACCUACGUCCAGAAUGAGCACAGCUGCAAGGGCAACCACCACCGCUUCAUCACAGAGAAGAGGGUCUUCUCAUCCUGGGUCCAGCUGUACGGGAUCACCUUCUCCCAUCCCUCCUGGACCUAG
Molossus molossus (Pallas's mastiff bat) is the source of this 585-nucleotide messenger RNA. RefSeq names its product alpha-N-acetylgalactosaminide alpha-2,6-sialyltransferase 6-like. The transcript has 3 exons. Gene Ontology annotation, molecular function: alpha-N-acetylgalactosaminide alpha-2,6-sialyltransferase activity. The record is from RefSeq and is a predicted model, not a curated record. NCBI's taxonomy places the organism in Eukaryota, Metazoa, Chordata, Mammalia, Chiroptera, Molossidae. The coding region runs from base 1 to 585 and encodes 194 amino acids. Gene Ontology annotation, biological process: ganglioside biosynthetic process; oligosaccharide metabolic process.